AUGCCACCUACCACUGUCACCUCAGGGAAGCUGCCAAAGAUCGCUCCCACCAUGGCGUGCCCGCAUCUUGAGUCCAUAGCUGCAGCCCUCCAGCCGCCUGCACCUCACAACUCCGUCUACCGGGAAGACUGCACCCAGUGCUUCGAUUCCAUCGACGAUCCUGCCGGUGUCGAUGUUUGCCUCCAGUGCUUCAACGGCGGUUGUGCCGGUGACCGCAACCAUGCUCAGCUCCACCGACAGCUCUGGAGCCACCCGCUCGUUCUCAACAUUCGCCGCACCCGCAAAGUCCUUGUCCGAGAUGAACCCCCCUUGAAGAUGUCCAAGCUCGCCAUCGCCGCCGAGACCGAGGCCGACCGAUACGAUACUACAACCACUGUCAAGUGCCUUGAGUGCAACCAGGAGCUGGACAAGACGAGCGACAAGCUUGCCCCCAUUGUGGACGGCAUCAUGAAGGCCAACACCUUCUCGAGGAAAGAGGAGGUCAAGGCGUGGGAGCAGGAGCUUACGAGCUGCGAGCACAUCCUGCUCAUGCAACAGACCGAGUCAAGAACCAUUCAGUCUGGUGAUCUCGGACACUGCUCCGCCUGUGAUCUGCACGAGAACCUGUGGCUCUGCUUGGAGUGUGGAAACCUGGGCUGCGGAAGGAAGCAAAUGGGAGGUGUCGACGGUAACUCUCACGCCCUCGCGCAUUCGGAUCAGUCCGGCCAUGGCGUCGCCGUCAAGCUUGGGUCCAUCACACCCGAGGGAACGGCCGACGUUUACUGCUACAAGUGCGACGAAGAGCGCAUCGACGGCGAUCUUGGCCAGCACCUGGGACACUGGGGCAUCAACCUGGCGAACCAGCAAAAGACGGAAAAGAGCUUGACCGAGAUGCAGAUUGAGCAGAACCUGCGCUGGGACUUUAGCAUGACCACGGAAGACGGCAAGGAGCUUAAGCCUCUGUUUGGCGCUGGAUUGACCGGCCUCAAGAACCUUGGCAACAGCUGUUAUCUUGCCAGCAUCGUCCAGUGUCUCUUUGACACUCCUGCUUUCAAGAAUCGCUACUACUUGCCCAGUCGCGACCUGCCUACUGUCCAGGAUCCUGCGGCGGACUUGGAAACCCAGCUCCGCAAGGUUGCGGACGGCUUGCUCUCGGGUCGGUAUUCUAAGCCCGACUCAGACGUGACUGCAUCUGAGCACUCGCCCGAGAUUUCGCACCAAAAGGGGUUGGCCCCGGCCAUGUUGAAGCACUUGAUUGGAAGAGGCCACGAAGAGUUCUCGACUAUGCGGCAGCAGGAUGCUUUCGAGUUGCUGCAGCACAUCUUCAAGCUCGUCACUCGGUCCCAGCAUCCCUCCGAUCUCGGCGACCCGACCCAGCCGUUCCGGUUCACUCUAGAGCAGCGGCUGCAGUGCCUGGGAUGCAAGAAGGUGCGAUAUUCGACUAAUGAGCAGGACAACAUCUUCAUAGACGUUCCUCUGGAGAAGGAACCCACUGUCGAGGGCGAGGGGACCAAGGCAGACGCCUACAAGGCCGUAACUCUCAAGCAGUGUCUCGAUAACUUCACGGCCGAGGAGGUUGUUGAGCUGACAUGCUCUUCAUGUGGCAGCAAGGAUGGCUACACUAAGCGCUCCUUGUUCAAGACCCUUCCCGAGAAUCUGGUUGUCAACGCCCGCAAGAUGGCAGUCAUCAACUGGGUCCCUGUCAAACUUGACGUCCCCGUCAUUGUCCCCGAUGAGCCCUUCCUCCUCGACGACUAUCUUUCCAAGGGUCUGCAGUCCUCCGAAGAGACCCUUCCCGAUGAGCCCGAGGCCAGCGCCCCGGCCUUCGUUGCCAACCCGGAGGCUGUCAGCCAGCUGGAGGCCAUGGGCUUCGGACGCAAUCGCUGCGAGCGGGCAUUGCAUGCCACUGGCAACUCGGACGCCAACGCUGCCAUGGAGUGGCUGUUUGGCCACAUGGAGGACCCCGACAUUGACGAUCCGCUCGUUCUGAGUGGUGGUGGCGGUGCUGGGGGAGCCGGAGGAGCAUCUGCGGAUCCGGAAAAGAUUGAGAUGCUCGGCGCCAUGGGCUUCUCGGUGCCUCAAGCAAAGAAGGCUCUGCGCGAGACCAACGGUGACGUGGAGCGAGCUGUUGAGUGGCUCUUUAGCCAUCCAGAGGACCAGGGCAUCUUUGAAGACGAAGCCCCAGCCGCCGGAGCCGAUCCCGCUGCUCCCAAAGCGGACGCCGGCAGCGCCGCUACCCCUGCAAAGUACCAGCUGCAGUCUAUCGCCUGCCACAAGGGCACAAGCAUCCAUGCCGGUCAUUAUGUCGCCUUCGUUCGGAAGGAAGUCAACAGCCAGCCCACUUGGGUCCUCUUCAAUGAUGAAAAGGUUGUCGAGGCAGGCGAGAUUGAAGAGAUGAGAAAGUUUGCCUACGUCUACUUCUUCAAGCGUGUUUAG
This is a messenger RNA of Colletotrichum tamarilloi, 2415 nucleotides long. RefSeq names its product ubiquitin carboxyl-terminal hydrolase. Lineage: Eukaryota; Fungi; Ascomycota; Sordariomycetes; Glomerellales; Glomerellaceae. Bases 1 to 2415 code for a protein of 804 amino acids. The transcript has 5 exons. The record is from RefSeq and is a predicted model, not a curated record. Gene Ontology annotation, biological process: protein deubiquitination. Gene Ontology annotation, molecular function: zinc ion binding; protein binding; cysteine-type deubiquitinase activity.